Messenger RNA from Solenopsis invicta (red fire ant), 1503 nucleotides. It is a transcript of the gene RPA2, whose product is annotated as replication protein A 32 kDa subunit. Gene Ontology annotation, biological process: nucleotide-excision repair; double-strand break repair via homologous recombination; DNA replication. Lineage: Eukaryota; Metazoa; Arthropoda; Insecta; Hymenoptera; Formicidae. The coding region runs from base 311 to 1039 and encodes 242 amino acids. Gene Ontology annotation, cellular component: site of double-strand break; chromosome, telomeric region; DNA replication factor A complex. The transcript has 2 exons. The record is from RefSeq and is a predicted model, not a curated record.
AAUUGGUCGAAUACAAAGACAGAAAUUAAUUAAAUAUUGAUAAAAUAUUCUCAACUUAACUGAUUUGAGUCAUCAACCAAUCGUAUGAUAAUUAACGAACUCGUCCAUUGAUAAAAAUAAACUUAUAAGGAACAAACUUUUAUUUUUUUUUUCUCAAACCACUGAUGAAAUCACUAGACUGACUUUCUAACCUAAUCUAAGUUUUGCGCGCGUACAAAGUACCUUUGAUACUUGGGUACGACUCGCCGAAAAACCGAAUUUCCGAGUUUUUUGUUCAUCUCCUUCGGUAAGUGUCAAACAGCUUGUUAUAAUGUGGAAUACAAGCUCUACAAACCUUGGAGGUGGAUUUUUGGACGAAAGCACGCAGGGCAGUAGUACCGGCAGAAAAGGAUCACAAAAUAAUGAUAGAUCCAUCAUUCCUGUACUGAUAAAACACAUUACGUCUAGUACAGAAGACCUGCAGAUCGCCGGUCGAACCGUGAAUACUUUAAAACUUGUUGGAAUCAUACGUCAUAUUGAGCAAGACACGACAAAAAUUUCGUUUACUAUCGAGGAUGACACAGGUACAGUUUCAGCUAUGAUGUGGCUAGAAGCAGAUAAGGAUCCUGCAGAAAGUAACAUUUGUACGCAGGUCAAUACAUAUGUACGAAUUUUUGGAGUGCUGCGCACGCAAAGUAAUCAACGAUUUGUAAUGAUCUUGCGUAUGCAUCCCUUGGAGAGCUUGAAUGAUCUAACAGCCCACUUUAUGGAGGUUCUGUAUAUUACAUCAAUGGCUAGGAAACCUGCAGAAGAAACUAUGCUACAUACUAAUAAUUCAUCAAUGAUUGAUAGCACAAUGAGUGGUAUGUCACCUGAGCAAGUGGCAGUUCUCGAGGUUGUUAGAUCGGCGAACGAAGCUGAAUGCGGUAUCGAGAAAAAAAAUAUUUUGGUACAAAUACCUAAACAUAUUAUACCUCGUGUAAACGAGAUAUUGGACUUUCUUCUCUGCGAAGGGCAUAUUUAUACAACCAGUUCAGAAGAUUUCUUUAAAGCUACCUAAGUUACAUGUUGCUCUUAAAAAGUUCUAUAAUAUUAAGAUACUAUCUAUAUUUAUAUUAAAUACAACUUUUCUAUCCUAUUUGUGUUACAUUUGUUACAAUUUUCUAUACUGUAAAUGGUCUAUUAAAAAAGUAAGUCAGAAUUGAGAAUAUUGGCGUUUAAUGAUGGAGCGCACUAUUUGUAUCAUUCUAUUUUUGUUUUAUGUAUUAUGUAUUUUGUAUGAACGUAUGUAAAAACAAAGUUUUUACAGUAAGACAACAGUGCGCUAACUUAUAAGUACGUUCCAAAUAUGAGUCUUAAUCUUUUUCCUUAAAAUUAACAUAAAUGAUAAUUUUGAUUUAAACAUGUCAAUUAUUAAGCUCGAAGUAUUUUAAUAAGAAAAUAUUUAAUAAAGAAUAUCUUGGAAAUGUCUGGUUUUUAAAAAUUAUGAACAUUAAAGAUGUGCACAGGCUUGAAGUCUUACAA